Lingula anatina is the source of this 1503-nucleotide messenger RNA. Its product is annotated as oncoprotein-induced transcript 3 protein. The record is from RefSeq and is a predicted model, not a curated record. Lineage: Eukaryota; Metazoa; Brachiopoda; Lingulata; Lingulida; Lingulidae.
AUGUCCAUAUUUGGAAGUCGUGGGUGCGGCGCCAAGAAAAUGAAUGAUUUAAGUCGUUUCACUGAACGGCCUCACUCACCUUUUUAUCAGUGCUGGAGAAAGGAGAUGAUUUGGUCGAUCUCUUGUUGUACUUUCUGCCUAUUGUUACAUGGUUCCCUAUCGGAGAGUUCGACUGCAAACGAUGGAGCAAAGUCACGACACGCUGUAGAUCCCUGUAUAAAGCACGGCAUCCUUGCCCAAGGUUGGAGAAAUGUUAACAAUGCGAGAGAUGUGGAUAAAAGAGGGAACACACACUGUGAUAAAGGCAAUGAUUUCCCCGGUUGGUACAGAUUCAGAGCCGGUGCUGGAAACAAAAUGCUAGAUAAGUGUCCGACAUCGCGAAAAAGAUGCGGGACUCACGCCCCGAUGUGGCUGACUGAAAGUCACCCGACGGUCCAAGCGGGAGUGACCAGCAUCAAAGCCUGUGCAUAUUGGAUUAGCAAUUGUACUUGGUCAGACACUGUCAAGGUUAAGUUGUGUCCGGCAGGUUUCUACGUCUACUAUUUGCCAAAGGUUCCAGAAUGUUCUCUGGCGUACUGCGGAGAAUCACAUGAUUUGUGUCUUGACAACAACGGAGGUUGCGAGCGCAAGUGUAGCAUGGUCAACGAUACCGCAGUGUGCUCUUGUCCAAAGGGUUUCCGCCUUGCUAGUAAUAAGAAGACUUGCGAACACGACUCAGGGCAUGGGCGGCCGUGUAGAGAUGGUUUUCUGUUGGGAAGUGACAAAAGGACCUGUGUAAAAAACCGGUGCAAAACAAACAACGGCGGAUGCAGCCAUAUUUGUGUCCACAAGAAAUAUAAUGACCGACACCACUGCCAAUGUCCAUUGGGAAGUUUGCUGCUUGAGCAGGACGGCAAAACCUGCCAAUCAAAACCUGUCACCGUCGCAUGUACCAAUGAGCACAUGCAAAUUGACAUUCUGCGACCGACAUUCCACGGUUUGAUUCCGAGGCAACUCCAAUUAGCAGAUCCCUCUUGUCAGGCCACGGGUAACAGUACCUUCAUCACGUUCAAAUCAAGACUUACCGGCUGUGGCGCCAAAGUGAAGUUCGGUAACUCCUCCAUCCGGUAUUCGAACGUCGUUAAAACCAGACCCAACUACCUGUCUCUCAUGAAGGGGGUAGUGACUUGGGCGAGCACCGUUGAGAUCCACGUGGUAUGCAAGUAUGUGAAACACCGCUGGGUGGGCCACAGCUUCACCCCUGUCGUUGACAAGAUUCGUUUCAGGGAGGAAAGACUCGGCAAUUUUUCCUUUCAAAUGCAGCAAUUUAAGACCGAGAACUUCGUCAAUCCGUACUCCAAGAAAGAUUUUCCGGUGGCGGUGAAGGUUCGGGACAAAAUGUAUUUCCUGCUCAGUGUCGACUCGAAGGACGAGGACGUCAAACUAUUUGCCAAGACAUGCAAAGCUACAACUACCCCAAGUCCAAAAGACCCGAUUCAGUUUUUGUUCAUUAGCAAUGGGUAA